This is a messenger RNA of Chinchilla lanigera (long-tailed chinchilla), 978 nucleotides long. RefSeq names its product kallikrein-4-like. The record is from RefSeq and is a predicted model, not a curated record. NCBI's taxonomy places the organism in Eukaryota, Metazoa, Chordata, Mammalia, Rodentia, Chinchillidae. Gene Ontology annotation, molecular function: serine-type endopeptidase activity. Bases 1 to 978 code for a protein of 325 amino acids. The transcript has 8 exons. Gene Ontology annotation, biological process: extracellular matrix disassembly; amelogenesis; proteolysis.
AUGCUCAUCAAGUUGAACAGACCAGUUGUGGAAUCAGAUACCAUCCGGACAAUCCCCAUUGCAUCCAAAUGUCCAACUCCUGAAACCAGUUGCCAGGUCUCUGGUUGGGGUCAGCUAUUGAAAGGCUACUACCCUUUGGAUCUGCAAUGUGCGAUUAUUCCUGUGGUUGCGGAGAUGUACUGCAGACUCAAGUUUCACAGAUACUACCAUGGCACUAUGUUCUGUGCUGGUGGUAAGAGCGGCAAGAACACUUGCUACUUAGACUCUGGAGGCCCCCUGGUGUGCAAAGGGGUCCUGCAGGGCCUUGUGUCUAUGGGAACCCGUCCCUGUGGCCUACCUGGAACUCCAGGCAUCUACACCAAUGUCAGCAAACGCAUCAUUGAUGGCUUUCCCUGCAAUCCACACUCCCAGCCUUGGAUUGCUGCACUGUUUGAAAAUUAUGACCGCUACUGUGCUGGAGUUCUGGUGCACCCGCAGUGCGUGCUGUCAGCUGCGCGCUGCUGGAAACCAUACUACACCGUUGGGCUGGGCCUCCAUGGACUUUCCGAUUGGUUUGAACCAGACAGCCAGAUUAUGGAAGCCAGUUUCUCUGUUCUACACCCACAAUACAUCAGAACUAAGAUUGGAAGUGACCUCAUGCUCAUCAAGUUGAAGAAACCAGUUGCGGUAUCAGACACCAUCCGGACCCUCCCCAUUGCAUCCCGAUGUCCAACAGCUGGAACCAGGUGUCCGAUCUCAGGCUGGGGUCAGCUAUUGGAUGGCUUCUACCCUUUUUAUCUGCAGUGUGCAGUUAGUCUGGUAGUUUCAGAGCAGCAUUGCACUUUCAAGCUUAACUCAAGCUACCACGACAGGAUGUUCUGUGCUGGUGGGGAGUUCCGUAAGGACUCUUGCCGAGAUGCCACAGAGCAGGAUGAGCUAUGGGACAGGUACUCAUUCCUGGGCCUGCAAGGACAGAGACUGUACACCGAGGUAGCCUGA